GAAAUUAGUAUAUCGAAGUAAUCGAUGUUACUUAAUACGAAUUAAGUAUGUUGCAGCAACUUUGUCGAAGAUCGAUGUUAGCCCGGCUAACUGAUGCAAAUAUCUUCAUGUCAUGUAGAGACCACUUCCGGAGUGCCUUGUUCAAAGGGCCUGAAGAAUCGGGCGUCCCCGAUAAGGGCUCAGCUGAGCCACCGGUGUACCCAAUUCGAUUGGGGUCAGACUUACGAGAAAAUAUGUGCAAGACCGGUGUGUAUAUCAUUCUUGGCCUGUCUCGCACACAAGAAUGAUAUUUACCAGCGUGCCAGGCCGGGCCUGUGUAACAUAUUUUAUAUUUUUUUAUUAUACUGAGCAAGACCAGUGUAGUAACCAGCGUGCCAGGCCGGGCCUGUGUCUCAGUCUUUCACUUUUUUUUUAAUACUGAGCAAGACCGGUGUUGUAACCAGCGUACCAAGCUCGACUUGUGUCUCAGUCUUCCCUCUAAAGUUAUCGCAAACCGAUACAUGAUCGAUACAUGAUCGGUCUAUUCAACUGGACAAUAUUUUUUUGAGAAUAUGUCAGAGCUCAUUUGUGGGGCCAUCCUGAUUCUUGCAUUAUUACUCCCACUUGUUGCCACUUUGUCCUCAUUGAUACACUCCAUUUACUUUAACACCUUUGCAUAUUCUCCGUAUAAACAUUCUGAUUUGUAAGCAUUUGGAGCUUUUCCCAUGAAGUGCUCCACUGAUCAAGGAUAGAAGUGGGUCCCCCAGAAGCAAUAUACUCCACCAUCUUCACUGAAUGAAUAAACCACGAGAGUAUUGGGAACAAAAUGUUUGAACCACAUAUUUCAUAGUUCAAAAUGAUGGGCCCUCCACCAGCUAAGCAUGAGAUAUCUGAAUCAAUUAUUCAUGCAUCCCACAUGGUUCCUCUUUGUCUUUUCCACUUGUAACUUAACUCGCCUUGUUUAUGCCACUAGUUCAUGCAUUGUUUCCAACCAACCACCACUUGUGUAUACGGUGGUUUUUCUGAUAGCGGCGAUCGGCAGCUGCAAACCGUGACUCCACUUACUAAUUAUAAGUGGUUUUUUUAUUCCCUUCUACAACUAAGAUUGCAGCGACAGAGGGUCAAGCUUCAAUAUUAGGUCCAUCAAUGGCGGUUGUCCGUAGUGGCAGCAUCCGAAUUGAAAGUGGACUUGAACAUCUCUCAUAACGGUGGUGGACGUCUCCAAUCGGGGAAAGAGACUGAUGAUAGAUGGUCGACCUAGACCAUGUGGGCAAUCGACAUGUCCUUCCUCGUGCUGCUUUAUCCAAGCAGAAAAUUGAUCAGACCUAGAAAGGAUCCUCCCAAGGCCAUCGCGUAAAGUCCCGGAAACAGCAGCGACAUAUUGAUGCAGUCACGGUGGUGAAGGGCUUCAGCAUCCCACAUCAGUGAUGGUGGCUUUAGUGAUACGAUGUUGGCGGAUUGGAGUAACCCGAUAACAGGAAAUCUAAACUUCAAUGGUAGAAACCAUGGUCGUGGCUGAAUUCAAUUUGCCCAGAGCAUAUGAGCAACCGUGGUGAUAUACUCUGGCCAUGCUAAUUGAAUUUCGGCAGCGGUGAUGGUUUGCUUCCAGUGGUGGGGAUGUUGCCACAUCCUGCGUUGGUGGCAGAAUUUAGAAGUAGCAGAUCAACGACAGACAUGAGUGGUGAUGUGCAGCGGAGGGUGAUGGAGAUCACGAGGCACCAGAUGGUUGUCGGUGACGAGAACCAUAAACUCCGGCGGUUCUCGUCCUCCAUGUCUGGAGACCUGGCAGUCUAUGAGCGGCUGCUAUGUGGACGGCAUAUGCUGUCGGUCUAGCCGCAGAGCAAAAUAUCUCUAGUAUGUGAGUGUUAGUGUACGUACUCUGUAGUGGCCCAUGGUCUCCGUCAAUGAUCAGCGAGCGUCUUGAGGGAUGGUGGUGACCAUGGUGCAUAAACUUUGAAUUUCAAAGUUAAGAGGAUAUAGAUCCAAGGGAGGUGCGGCUGUGAUGGAUCUCUCUUCCAUGACUUCUUGAAAUCAGUUUGACAAUGAGUAUGAAUCUCCAUUUUUUGGCUAUUUACAGUGUAAAUCCCCUUUUUCCCAUUUGUGAUGGAUUGCUUCCCCAAAAUUCUUUGAUUAUGGAGUCUAAGCAUGCACCUCCCUCCUUUUCAGUGAGCCCAAUGAACCAUAACAUAUCAACACGGCUAACAUAGUAACAUGGCUAUUUGAUCUGGUCCCACGGGUGGCGCCAAAAAUGAUGGUGUAAAUUACUGGACCGGUCAAACUAUACUAGACCGGGUCUAGAAUAGUUUGCUUGAUUUGGCAAAGUAAGAAAGGUAAAAACACGCAAAUUGACCGGUAGGACUUUAGGUGGAACACCUGUAGCCCGAUUUAUAUUAUAACGGAGAAUGCACGGGUGCUUUUUCAAGGGAGUUUAGAGAGAAUGAAUUCGGAUCCUUUUUCUGAGGUAUACAAGGGAUAUAUAUACUAAGCUGGGGGGGACAGGUUCACGUGCGCCCAUGUGGGGGCACGCUGCUGAUGUGGUGCGAGAUGACUGUCCCUGAUCCGUCUUGUCAUCUUGCGAGGGGGAUUACCCUCCUUGUCACGCUCUGGUUUGGAAAUAUUCCUCCAGCAUCUCUGCAACGCCAACCACUACAGUCCAAGCCUCUUUUGGAUUCUUCCUGCCGACGCUCUCCGAUCUUCGGAAACUAGACCGGGUGAUCCUCGAGGGUUGAUUUGGCUAACUUCGGUGGACGAAUGUGGGCGAUGGCGUAAUUUGACCGGCAUACUAACCCGAAGUGUACCGGUCAAGUCUCUGGUCAACCAACCAUCCCUUUGCUGAUGAUUCAGAUCUCAUUCCAAAGUUCGACCUUUCUGACCGGUCAACUAUCUCGUCUUGGCCUUUGACCGGUCGUGGGUGAAAUACACCCAUCACCCUCCGUUCCACUAAACCCUUCCUCUUUCGUUUUUUUGCUUUCCACAAAACACUUCCACUUUCUAUUAAAAAACCACUUUUACCUCUACUUUUUCAUACCCUACCUAUCACAUCAUACUUUAUCACUAAUAACCAAACUAUCACAUCUUACUUUUUCCCAUCACAUCAGUGGCAAAAUUGGAAAGUCAACCAAAAUUAUACUUUCCUUAUUUUUCCCCAAAGUCAAAACCGGAAGAGUUUUGUGGAACGGGGGGAGUAUUAGAAUAAAUACUUUGUUCGUUA
Molecule: messenger RNA, 3190 nt
Organism: Cuscuta campestris
Lineage: Eukaryota; Viridiplantae; Streptophyta; Magnoliopsida; Solanales; Convolvulaceae
Source: the annotation of a GenBank genome assembly